Molecule: messenger RNA, 23502 nt
Organism: Xyrichtys novacula (pearly razorfish)
Lineage: Eukaryota; Metazoa; Chordata; Actinopteri; Labriformes; Labridae
Source: the annotation of a GenBank genome assembly
AUGGGAGGAGACUGGAGUAGAGAGAGGGAUGGAGGGAGGAGGGAUGGAGGUAUAAUUAUGGUAGGAGGCUGCCAGGGCGAGAGAGAGGAGAGAGAAGCAGAGGGAGGGAAAGAAAGAAGAGAGCGAGGAGAGAGAAGAGAGAGAGAGUCCAGCCCACUCCGGUAAAACCAUUCAACUGGUGAGCGAGGGAACGCAUUCAACAGAGAGAGAGAGAGAGAGAGAGAGGAAAAGAGGUAAAGAGAGAGAGAGAGAGGAACUCCCUUCGUCUGGGAUAACUUAGUCAAACUGCCUCUCGAACACACACACACUCUGAACACACACUCUGCAGCGAGCGAGCGACUUCACCCCGGGAACAAGGAUCCUCCCGCACUCCAGAGUUUUUCCAUCUCCGCUUUUUCCUCAUCCAUUCAUCACAUCUGAGAGUUUUUUCCUCUCCUUCUUCUCCUUCUUCUUCUUCUUCUUCUUCUCCUGGUUUUGUUGAUUUUUCUUUUUCUUUCUUUCUUGUGACGCCUCCACAUUUUCCAGCCAUCUGUCCCUGACAAAAAAGAUAAGGAUUACUCAUUUUCUCUCUCGGCGUUUUUGUGUUUUUUUCUUCUUCUUCUUCUUCUUUUUUGUCCUCCUCUCUCUCGUUUCUUUACAGCUUUUUUUCCCUCCGGUUUUCGCAGGUGGACUGUGAGCUCAGCUGAACUUUGCAAACAAACUUCUGAGGAGAGAAGGAGAGAGAAAAAGAAAGAGAGAGAGAGAGAGAGAGCAGAGGAAGAACGGAGCGAAGGUGAAUUUCAAACACCACUUCAGGACUGAUUUUUUUCUUCACACACUUUCGGACAAAAACUCCACUUUCUGCAUCUUUUCUCUGCAUCUACAUCCGGCAGCAUCACCAAAUCCAGCCCAGCAGCCAAUCAGGCGCCUCCUGCCAUCAUGUCAGUCUUACCUCUGCUCAGCUGGACCGUCCUUCUCCUGGUCCAGAGCUGCAGCUCCUCCUCGGAGUCCACGUCCAGGCUCCAGUCGCCGCCGCUCUCCCUGACCGUCCAUCCUCACCACCAGCCCCUGCCGGUGGACGCCGCCUCCAGCUCCCACUGCCCCUCCUGCGCCCUGGCCAGGAUGAGGAGGAACGAAGGAGGCGCGGCGGCGGCGACAGCAGAUGACAUAUUGGGACAGGAGCAAGAGGAGGUGGAGGCGGCUCAGCAGGACGUGGUGGAGGCGGUGAAGAGGCACAUCCUCAACAUGCUGCACCUCCAGGCCCGGCCCAACAUCACCCGGCCCAUUCCCCGCGCCGCGCUGCUCAACGCCCUGCGCAAGCUCCACGUGGGGCGAGUGGCGGAGGACGGCAGCGUGCAGAUCGAGGGGGAGGAGGAGGUGCGAGGGCGGGGUGGCCGUGGAGGAGGAGGAGGAGGGGGAGGAGCAGCGUCGGUCGGACGGGCAGGAGACGGCGAUGCUCAGGAGACGACGGAGAUCAUCACCUUCGCCGAGGCUGGUGAGUACGGCGAGUGUGUGUCUGUGUGUGUGUGUGCAAGUGUGUGUGUGUGUGUGUGUGUAUUUGUGUGUGUGUGUGAGUGUGAGCAUCAUUUUUCCAUCUGCAUCAGUGUUACAGAUGGAAAAAUAGCGAGGAACCGGCGUGUGUGUUUGUGUUAGUGUGUGUGUUUGUGUUAGUGUGUGUGUUUGUGUUAGUGUGUGUGUUUGUGUGUGUUUGUGUGUGUGAAUAACUGGCAGCAGUUCAGCAGUACGUGUGUGAAUCUGCAAGUUGGUGUGUGUGUGUAUUUGUGUGUGUUUUUGUCUGUGUAUGUGUGUCUGAGCAUCACUUUACUCUGUGAGCGUGGAGAGAGAAAAUACCUCCGUGCAUGUGCAAGUGUGUGUGUGCGUGUGUGUGUUUGUAAGUGUGUGUGAAGCACUGGCAGCAGUCCAACAGUACGUGUGCAAAUCUGCAUUUUUCUGUGUGUGUGUGUGUGUGUGUGCUGUCAAAGAAUGUGUGACGCCUACCUGCGUGCGUAUUUGUGUGUAUCUUUGAGUGUGUGUAGAGAUGACUAGAGUAUGUAGGCACAUUUUUGCAUGUGUUAGUUUGUGUGUGUGUGUGUGUGUGUGUUAGUGUGUGUGUGUUAGUGUGUGUGUGUGUGUGUGUAAAGGAUAAAAAAGGAGCUGUGUUAGAAAUCAGUCAGCUGAAAACCACCAGAUCAUUCAUGUGUGUGUGUGUGUGUGUGUGUCCACCUGCUUAAUUCCACCUGCGUACUCAUUCAGCCAAACGUGAAACACACACACACACACACACACACACACACACACAGAGUUACCUCUAAUCGCCUCCUGCUGUUUUCAAAGAAUACCUCAUUAUCUACUUGAAAUCAGAGCAGAAUCGUGUGUCACUGUGUGAGUGUGUGUGUGUGUGAGUGUGAGUGUGUGUGUGUGUGUGUGUGUGUGUAAAUGCAGUGAGCCCUUUCCUGACAGACCGUAGCGACAAAGAGCGAGUUACAGUCAGAGAGAGAGAGAGAGCGUUACUGAAUAAUGAGCCUCGCCUCACAGCGUCCGUCAGGUGAUACUUCCUCUUCCUGCUCAGGUGAGGGUGAGGGUCGUGAGAGGGUGAGGCGUUCGCAUCAUCCCACUCUAUCUCACCUUUGACCCCACACACACCUCCGUAGACCCAGGUCAGUUCAGGGUCGCGACGCUCGCACUUAUGAGUUUUCUGGUUGACAAAGAAGCAGUAAGUCAUUGCAGUUGUCGUGUGUAAACCUCGUAUCUCCAGUUUUUGUUUUUUUCACUCCGUUGAAGUUUAACAGCCGUCAGCUGAAUGUGGGGAAACUGUCUGUUUCUUCUCACCUCGUCCAGAAGCUGCAGCUGCCCUUAGUGCUCUUCAACGAGCUUAUAGAGACCUAAACUCCUUCUGCUUGUCAACACUUUAUCACAGUCUACCUCCGUUUGUCUCUGACCGUACAUAUCUUUAGGGUCUUGGUGCAAGAACGAUCGAUUCUUCUGCAUGAUGUCCAAGAGUUCAUUUCUUUGUUAGUGUGAGAUAUUUGCAGCAAUUAAAAAAAAGGGAUUUGCAUGAAAGUUUAGAUCCUACAAACUCACCAAAGUGAGUCCAGGCAUACAUUUUUCCAGGAGCUCACCUGUCAGUCAGGCAGAGUGGGCGGGACUGUGACGUCUCCCUCUUCCUCCUCCUCCCUCGGUGUUUCUGUCGAUGGCGUUUGAGUUUCCGUAGGCGAGAGGCUGGAGCAGCAGAUGGAAAAGAUUUUUAUGAAGCGGAUCGGAGCAGACAGGCGAGAGGAGCAGGAAAACUCUGAAUGAAAUGUUGGUCAAAAGUCUCUCUGCGUGGAUGAAAGUGAGGUUACACACAGACGGAGUUUUAUCGUCAUUAUCAAGUUUCUGCACACUGGACCUUUCAGAGAACCAAACCAACUAAAUUUGACCCAAUCGAUGAGAUAGUCUGCACCAGAACCAUUUUAGGACCUUCAUUAGACCUCUGGUUCUUGGUCUCUGAGACUCUUGUAGCUCCUCCUCCAAUAAAACACACCUGUUAGUAACUCCGACUCAGCGCCAACAGAUCCGCCCAGAGAAACUGAACAGUUAAGGUCAAGUUAAAGAUGAUUGCAUUUAUGGGAUUAAAACUGAAGUUGAAUUUCUCAGAGUCAGACUAACAUCAUCUGGUAACCUGAAGUAGACCCAAACUAACCUUCACCAUCUGCACGUGCUCUGUAAGAAAGUCUUUGUUGCUUUCUGACUUUGGUAAUCUUCAUCAGCGUUUAUCUCAUCUCAGUGUUUCACCAAGAACUUUUGUUUGGAGUGGCGCUUCCGGGGCGCCAACUCGCUAAAGACCGUGUAAAAGCUUGAACGUUACCUUUCACAUUAAUGGAAGAGCGUCUGACAGGAUUAAAUGCGCGUGUUGAUGACCCAAAACAAGACAAAAAUAAUGUUGUGUGUUGUUGCGCUCACACAGUGCGAGUAGAAAUCAUCAGUGGUGCAUUGAUAUUGAUGAUCAUGUGAAAUUUCAGGAGCGGCGCAUGUAAUUCGCCGCGACUGAAUGAAUGUCGGGGAAACGCUGCAUUUGCACCAGGAGUGUGGAGUACGAGCUGAGGACUUGUCCACAGUUUCUCUUUAAGGUGUUGGUUGUUUUGGUACGUGUCGAAUUGGUCAAACAGGAAAUGAUGCAAUAGGAACCAGCUGGAAGGGCGCCAGUAUCUAUCAGUGCCUCCUUAAAGUCAGAAGUUCCAGACUCUGAUGGUUCCACCCUAACCCUGUUCUGGGAACUAACAUCUAAGUCCAAAUCCAGGAAACCAAAAGUUCUCUUUGUUAGUGUCAGGGUUCUGAACCGGUCUGGAGAAGAUCUCAGGACGGGAUGGUAGCUGAUAGUCUUUGUGGCGUGCGGGCUAACGUAAGCUUUAAGAUACGUAAACAUGGUCACCUGCUCUGACAGUUUGAUGAUCAUCCAGAGUUUAAAUCUCAGACAUCUCUGUAAACAGUUGAACCUUCAGUUCAGCAGAUCUGGGACCAACCAGAACCACGUGUUGGGGCUCUGCAGUCACCUGUUACCUGACGCCCUCCCCUGAUUCCGAUGGCAAAGGCGCCUCCAGUUGGGUUUACUCCGUGACGGCGGGUGUUUGCGGAUUUUCAGUCAUGUGACGGGGGUUGUGGUUUCCUGGUGAAUUUUUUUUCAAUUUUGACCUGUCAUGCGACGAUGAGUUCAGCCCGAGUUUUCUGAACAGAAGGUUCAGGGUUACAGAGGUUUGUACGAUCGGAGCCGCUCAGAAGUUCGGUGAAAACUCUUCUUCUUCCUCCUGUGGCAGGAGCUGAUAAAACCUUGUUGUUUUUCUAAGAUGUGACACAGCCCGCCGUGAGAAUACUUUGCACCCAGCCAGUCCUGUGCUUUGUUAGAAAUAACUGAUGCAUUCAGGGACCUCAGUAAUUAUUUUGGGCGACGGAGAUGGUGAGUAGGGGAGCGGAGGGACGACUGGAAUCUUGGCGGAGACCAAGUGUCAAGCUCCGUUCAGCAGCUCGGACACAAUAUCUAUCUGUCCGUCGUUUUCUUUCCAUCUGCCUGUUCUGUUGAAAUUCCUCUCCUCCGUCCCUGUUUAUCUUCUGCUCCUCUCUCCGUCUCUCCCCACACACAGAGGACAAUUAGGCUAAUUGAACUUAAUUGAACACAUCAUUAGCGACAUUCCACAAUCCACUUUCAUCUCGCUCUCGCUCUCUGCUGCUCGCUGUAACCUCGGUCUACCCUUCCCUCCUCUGGCAGACAGAAUAAGCCGGUCAUUGUUGGAUCUAUUCUGGUGGCCACGUCUGUCUGGGGACUCAAACCAGCAACCCUGGGAUGAGCUUGGGCGCGGUUCAGUGACUCCUGACAACAGAGAGGAAACAGUGGAUCUGAGCAGCGCCGAGAAAGACAAAGAAAGAGAGAAAAGUCCUUCUGAUAUGAAAAUAAACUAUAAUUAGCAUGUUUCCUCUCCGUGUUUUCCUUCCUCUUCCUCACAUUCGUCUUUUCACUCUGCGCUCUUUCAUCUUCUUCUUGGCGUUCGCUCCGUUUCCACUCCUCCUUUGCAGCUUUUGUUCUCUCCUCUUCGCUCCCUCCUCUCCCAUCCCUCGCUUUGUUGGUGACGUGGCUCCGGCAUGUUUAUAGCGUGUUUACGGUCGCGCCCGUGCAGUCUUACCGCCGUUUGAAUCCCCGGUGGCUCGUUUUAGUUUUCGUCCUCAUCCUCGUCCCACCACAUCGUUUGGCUCCGCUUUGAUGUGUGACCGGCCGCCAAAGAUGCUCUAUGUUUGGGAAGAUGAAUCACUGGAUAGUAAACAGCUACAGAUUGUGUCCAGACCUGCCGUGCACCAACACACAAACCGACAGGAAAUAUUCUGCAGAUACUGUAGAUGCUCUGCAGAUUUCGCAACUCGACCAAAGGUGGUAAUGUUUUAAAUUUCCUCGAUGUUCAGACUCAAACAAACACUGAGGGCCAAUUUUCACUCGUUCCCACACAUCCACACUUUCCUGUUGCCACUUGGAUACCACAUGUGGAUCCUUCCGCCGCAGAAAGUAGUUCCAGUCCUUCUGAUAGUUUGAUUAAAACUUCACUGAGAAGCUGAAAUAAGAAACUUAAUGAUCCUGUUUUUAGGUCUUUAGGAACCAGACGGACUUUAAGGAUGGACUAUCAUAGUCCUGACUAGACAAGACCGAACUCUGGAGUGGACUUUCAUUGUCUAAGUGAUUUUAGUUUGGAAACAAAAGCGUAGCUCUUGGUUUUGAUAGUAUCGGUGGAUCUCCAGUAGCUGUGAGAAAUUAUUUCAUUUUUUAAAGUCAGUCCAGAAAGAUGAACCAGGACAUGAUCAGAGGUGUCAUGGUCAGACGCUGGUAUUUAAGCAGGGAUCAGUGAUGGCAUCUCGCUGACCCAGAGUCCGCAGGAGGACGAGGUGUGGGGUCUACCUCAGCAGAGAGGGAACCACCAACCUUCAGUCCUCCACCUUAUCUUUCAAACAAGUGUCAUGGACCAGUUUAACCAGACCAGUUUAACCAGUCACCUGGUUAUACCUCCAUUACAUCCUGUGGUAGUAGACAUAAACCUGAGCUGUUCCUCGUGGACGGUGGCGAUGCUUCAUCCUGGGUAUAACCAGAGAGCGGCGAUAUGACAGAUGAUCAAAGUGAAAUAAACACAGAUGUGUUUGUUGAUCUACUUCUUUCUUUUUUAUUGUUCUGCUCUUGUUGGACUUGAUUUUAAUCAAUAACCAAAAUUGACGACCUGCUGAGGCAGAAGUCGACCAACAACUCCUGCGUUCGCCCUCAGGUGGUACCUUCUUGUUGUGUUGGUGGACUCUGGUGUCGAUGUCAUGACUUCUGAUUGGUUUACAGCUGUGCUUGAUCUCUGCUACAUAUCCGACUAUUUCCAUAUGACAGUAUUUUUGGUCCUGGUGGGACAUGAGUAAACGUACGACAUUAAAACAGAGUCAGGGUCGUUUUUAAAGUCCUCAGAGUGAGACAUCCUCUGUGGGAAAGAGACGGAGAGACAGAGAGGGUGAGGAAAAUUAGAGAGUGAAGCUGUCCCUGAACCACAGCAGCAGACUCAACACUCACUGAGGUUUUCAUUAGAGACCUGAACAUGGAGCUGAUACCUAAUCUCAGAGGUGAUACGAGAGUUUCUGUGGAGAUAAGAGACCGAACGAUAAUGAGGAGAAAAUAUUUUAGGCUCUGAAGGAUUUAAGGUGCAAAAAAACUCACAAAUGCUUCAAAACAGAUCUAAUAUCGUCCAAUCAGAGUCCUUUGUCUCUGAAGAAUCUACCAUGAUCACAGACCUGCAGAGAUGGACUCCCUAAGACUUGUUGUUCUCCUUCAUGGAUAUCCAUUCACUUUAUUUGCAAAGUCAUAUGAUGUAUAGAUGCAGAAAAACUUGAAUCACAGAUAGUUUUUUUUAGAGGGGGUGUUUCUGGUCGAAAAGUUCUUGGAUCUUUUUCUGUAAUGUUGUCAGACUCAGAAAAAAACCAGAACUUUAAGCGGAUCCAUCGAGGAUGACGUUGCAGACAUCACAGGAGGAUGGAGAAAUCUAGUUCAGUAUUUCCAAACAUUUCCCUCCUUUUGACCCCAAAUAUGAAGAAAACGGGUCCAAGUUUUACCACAAGACCCCCUUGAGUUGGACCAUUAUGGCUUUACUUGGAAUCCUCAGAGUUUAACCGACCUCUCUCAGCGUUUACUCGUCUUUGUUCGACUUUGUGAACACACCCACAAACUUUCAGAGACUGUUACUGGACCGUCUUUAGGUUUUCAGACCAGUAUUCGGGUCUAACUGUGUCACUAAGGACCAUCCCCAGCGUGGGUCCGGUCUCUGAGGACUGUCCAGACCUCGUCUCAUCUCUGCUCAUCAGAGUGUUUAUAGAGACCAGGAUUUCCUUCUUCUGCUCGGAGUCUUUGCCUGUGAAACCCGAGCCCACAGCGGCGGCGGCGGCGGCGGCGCAGUCUCUUUGGCAUUUCGGUAUUUUGAGAUGGGAACAGUUGACUGUCAGAUUGGACUGCUUAUCUGCUCUCUCAUUAUAAAUAAAGUGGCCUGGGAACCUAGACACACAGUGGGAGUUACAAGCUGGCAACUUCAACUUCAAUUUAGCUCAAAACUUUAUUGUCCCAGGAGAGGGAUCUGGUCUGUAGACGGAGUCUGGAAAUGAAAACCAUGCUCUGAAAUCCCCGAGUUAAAACAAUGAAAACACAUUAAAACACGGGGCUGAAAACACGACAUGUGACAGCUGAAGUGGGUUUGAUGGUGGAGAGGCCGUCCCGCCUCUGUUUCCCACACUCUCUCUCUGCGUUGUUGUUUUCGUCUCUGUGUUUGACACUGAAUUUGUUGGAGUUCACAGCUGGAGUAAUUUGACAGACCGCUUUUAUUUGGUACAAACAGUCAGAGUAUGUGACAGCACGGUUCGAGGGCGUUCACGAUGGAAACAGAGGCCGGCUUUAACCAUCGGGGGGCCUCUCGCUGUUUGUCUUCUUCUGCUUUUGGUGUCACUUCAUGCGGUUUUUAUUGCAUGGCUUUACAGCAGCUUGAAAUAAACAGUAUGCAUGGAUGCAGAGUGACAGUACGAUCUUUAUCAGAGCGGCGGAGAUCCAGAUCCACAGACCAGGAUCUUUGUUGGUCCUGGAUUUGAGGUCUGAAAGAACUUAGAAGAGUUUGUUUGCUUUACAGUCAGCUCAGUCUGUCACUAACACCGCUGCAGUUCCUCCUGUGUCCACUAGAGGCGGUCCCCUGAAGUCAGUCAGUCCCCAUAGAGCCUCAUGUCACUUUGUAAACUUCUGUUUCUAAAAGUGCUAUAAAAAAAAUAAAGUAAUUAUAAUGAGUUACUAUCAUGUCAGACGUCUAAGUUUACAGCAGAAAUAAACCUGCAGAUCCACACGGAUAUACGACGAGUUUAUUUAUUUUUAUCGUCUGUAUUAAUUUCCAGUCUGUUUAAAAUUCUCCACAUGUGAACUUUAAAUUAACUUUGGCUGUUUUGUCUCAAAUAUUUCACUUUAAAAUGUUAAAGUUAAAUUAACUCCAUAAACAUGAACUGGGAGGACAAACAAACCAUCAGACGGCAGCCUGAACUUUCAGCCCUGUUUUUUUUCUGCUCACUUUGAAGCAUCUGGAGCAGAUUUAUCUACGGUCACAUCCAUUCGUGUUUCUCUUCCUCUAAUUGUGUCUUUGCAUGCAGACUGAACACCUUCAGGCUGCAGGUCACUUUGAUCUGCAUCAAACACAGAUCUCAGCUGUGAUUGGUUACUCUCCGGCAGGUGUUCUCUCCGCUCUUCACUUCCACACGUGAAAUUUUCUCAGACUUUUUCAGAGCUCUGAAAUUUGACAAAGGCCCGUACGCUUGCGGUGGAUCGCAGAAAUUUGACUCUGCAGCUGGUAAGAAAAAGUCCUUUCAAAGUCAGGAGUCAAUUCCAGCUCUUUGUGGUCGCAGGUGCAGCUCACCUGGAAAAUUUCGGGUCGAUUUCAGGAGUUUUGAGAACAUUUGAUAGUCAGGCUUCAAGUCUGGGAUUCAGCGAUCUCCUGGGUCAGUCAAGCCGCGAUAAUGCGCCAAAACGACAGGCUCGGGUUAGCGUCAUCUGAACUCCAACAGGCAGGACUCUCCUCUGAGAGUGUGUGUGUUCUGAUGCAUGUGUGUGUUGGGGUGUGUGUGUGUGUGUCGGUCCAGACGAGACUUCCUCUUCCCUCUGGCUGACGAUGAGCGAGUUUGUCAUUCGGGACAUUCCUCUCGUCAGAAGGCGAGGCUGCUCUCAUACCUCCUCACCGCCUUUGUUUACCGGCCGUUUGACAGCGUUACACAGAUUCGGUUUCAUGUCACGAGCCGUCCCCUGAGUGUGUGUGUGUGUGCGUGUUUGACUGUGUGUGUGUGUUUACUAACAGCCCACUGACUCACAUGUGGUGCCAAUAAGGCCGUGGAGCAGGGCGUCGACUCUCGGGGAUCUGGAGCAGAUUUCUGUCCCAUGCAGGCGAGGCUGAGCCUGACAGUCCUUACUGAGGGAUGCACACACCCAUGUGAAGUUAAGGCCUGUCAUUGUUCAAACGCUCUAAUCUGAUGGUUUUAAAGGAGUAAGACACUUUUUUUGAGGGGGGGGAGUCCAGCACACAUGAGCUUGUCUUGUAAAAGCAGCUCUUUAAAUCUGUAUUUCUGCUCACAGUCGAGAUCAGCAUCAGCAUGUCGAGGGGAUUUAUGGCUCUGGUGGAUCCAUGCUGGACUGGUUAGCAGGUUUACAGGAAGACCACAGUGCAAAGAGAGAUCCUAGUUUUGAGUAGAUGUGACAGCUGAGAGCCGAGGACGUGAUGCCACUCGCACAAACAAACAUGUGGUCCUGGUCGAGUUUAUGACUCGGUAAAUUAUGAGUUGUUUUAUAUGUUUACACUCAUGGUUGUUUUUAUGAGAGUGUCCUCCAGAUCUGACACCAGAACUCCUCCUGAACGUCUCCCAGAGAAAAGGACCAUGUGUGACGUUCAGGAGGAGGUCUUCACUUCAGAUUUAUGGACCAAACUCUGCUGAGGGAAGCUAAAGCUGGAAAUCAAACCCACAACCUUCUUCUGCAAACUAAAGGCUGCUUCUCCAACAGUCUCUCUCUCUCUCUCCCUCUCUCUCUCUCUCUCUCUGUGUCUCUCUCUCUCUCUCUCUCUCUCUCUCUCUCUCUGUGUCUCUCUCUCUCUCUCCCUCUCUCUCUCUCUCUCUCUCUCUCUGUGGUUGUUUGUAAUUUGGGGGUAAAGGGUGGAGGAGGGGGUGACCCAGCCCUCUGAUCCUCCUAAAGUAAACUCAAAGACAGAAGAAAGGGCGGACUCUGAUCCCCUCAGAAAGAUCCCGUCCUGACUCCUGAGGUACACUGUAAAAAAUGUCCCUCACAUUGUCCUGUUAACUUAUCGACCAGGUUACAGGUUACAGUCUUUGAAUUUUACUAAUUAAACUAAAAACAUGUCAAAAGACCAAAGCUAAAGUAUAUAAAAGAAGCUGCAGUCCCUCUGGUGUCCACUAGGGGCAGCUCCAGCUGUGAGUCUUCCCCCAUAGAGCUCCAUGUCAAAAUGUUAAAGUCAAACUUCAGGUGGAUUUAAUGUAGUUUAUGUUUCUUUAUUUCAAUCAAUCAAUCAAUCAAUCAGUCUUUAUUUAUUAAGGACUUUUCAUACAAAAUCGAUGUAGCACAAAGUGGUUUAAAGAGCAGAGGAAUAAAAGAAACAAUGAAAACCCAAAUUUACCCCAGUCCAACCCCUCACUUCCACCCUGUGAUCUAAACACAACAGAAACAGAAUUAAAAUGCAUGAACUUAAAAAGGGUUUGAUUUGAUAUAAACAAGAAUGUGCGCACUGAAGAGGAAACGCUGUUUUAAAAUUCAAGAAGAGGAAAAACUGGAGGUUUAAAAUCUAAAAACAAAGAAACGUAAAAUUUAAGAAAUAAUAAAAUGAAAAAAAAACAACAGUAAAAGACACUUAAAUAAGAGCACUAAGAGAGCUCAAUAAAAGACGAUCCUGUCAUUAAAACUAGAUAAAUGCUAAAACACUUAAAGUUAAUGAUAAAAAAUUUAAGUUAAAAGCAAAACUAAACAGAUAUGUUUUCAGGUCGCUUUAAGUCAAACCUCAUUUUACGGGAAUUACUGCAGAAAACUCACUAAGUAGCUAACAUUAGCAUUCAUAGCAUUAGCAUUCAGCUGUAAUUCCAAUGGUGUCGUAUAUAAAUAUACAUAUAUCUAAAGUCAGCCCAGUAUAGAGUGUAUGAGUGAACACUUGAUCUAUAGAGACCCUAACUGUUUUUGUACCAGCCUGUAAACACGUUUAAUUCUGCUGUGAAGUUUUAACAUGAAGCUCUAUGGGGGCUGACUCACUUUGGGAGACAGUCUCUAGUGGACAGAAGAGGAACUGCGGUUAUUUAUAGAAAGGUACCAGAGGUCGAUUUCUGCUCAGUACAGAGAUGUUUGUUUGAACCAUGACUCUAAUUUCACUGGGGUCAUUUUUUACAGUGUAAAAUCUGAGGCUAAAGUCGGAGAGCGUCUGUGAUCCUUUAAUGUAAACCUGACCGACUCGGCGCAGAUACGACACACGAUUAGCAUUCCUCUGAUGAAGGCAGGAAGCAGCAGUCCUGAUCCUUCACAUCUGUCAGACACACAACCCUCUACCUACAGAUCCUCUUCUUCUUCUUCUUCACUUCUUCAUCCUCUCUUCAUCCUGCUCCUCCGUCCACCAAGAGCAGAGAGAGUUUUCAGUUCGGAGGGUGGAGGAGAGGACAGGAGGAAACAGCUGUGCAAACUGUGAAUCCCAACACAAGCUGCCGUUUCUCUUUCUUUCUCUCUUUCUUUCUUUCUUUCUUUUCUCUCUUUCUUUCUUUCUUUUCUCUCUUUCUUUCUUUCUUUCUCUUUCUUCUUCACAGCAGCAAAGACAAAUUUGUCGGAGCUGCAGGAGAAGAAAAGUUGAACUCCUUUUUUAUCGCUUGCCGACACGAAAACACACAAACACAGUUGCUAAGUACACAAACAAAGAUGCACAUUUACACAAACAGCUUUGGGCCACAUAAACGUUCACACACACACACACACACACACACACACACACACACACACACACACACACGCACACACACACACACACAGAGGUUUGCUCAGCCUGUUGAACGCCGCUCCUCCAUUGAAGGAGGGAUUACAAAAAAACAAUACAAAACACACAAACGGACUAAAAGUGUAUGUUUGGACAGAUGGGCUGAGCGUGUGUGUGUGUGUGUGUGUGUGUGUGUGUGUGUGUGUGUGUGUGUGUGUGUGUGUGUGUGUGCUGUUGCUUGUUGUGGUCUCAGUAAACACAGAGAACUGAGGAUUGGAGGGUGUGUUCGCUGAUGUCAACACCAAACCCAAAAUUAGAAAGAGAGGUCUCUUCUUCUCCUUCUUCUCCUCCUCCUCCUCCUCUUCCUCCUCCUCCUGCUCUUCCUCCUCCUCCUCCUCUUCCUCAGAGUUGAACGAUGCGUCUUUGUCCGUCACUGUCUUAUUUCGUUGAGUCAGAUCAGACAGACAGUGAGAAGCUCUGGACCAUGUCGUCCAUCUGAGCAGCUUCCUGAAGGUCUAUAAUUCAAAAGUGUUUGUUAGUCUUCAGCUCUGACAGGAACAUAAACUAAAGAUGGCGGCACGGCGCUGACAGGACGCCACAUCAAAGCGUCAGCUGUUUCAUAACUUCAUAUUUAAAUAUUUGGACUCUUCUGCAGCAGAACUCGGAGGUUUACUCAGACCUCCAGGUGUCUGAGGACGAAAAACUGGAACCUCUGAGACGUCUGCUGAACAAAUGAGUGUGUGUGUGUGUGUGUGUGUGUGUGUGUGUGUGUGUGUGUGUGUGUGUGUGUGUGUGUGUGUGUGUGUGUGUGUGUGAGACCAGAACUCCUUCUAACAACAUGCCGAUGAGUGUUUGUGUCACGUCUUGUUUAGCAGCUUAAAUCAGAGUCAACAUGAACCCCAGGGGCUGAUGGGAGAUUAUUUAGGGGGUGGAGAUGAUGCUGGUACUGAGGGCAGCUGAGGAGACCUGAAGGUGGUCCCAGUCUGGUUUAGAGGAUCUAACUGGACUCCCUGAUCACCCGUGGACCUCAGGAUCAUCCUAAUGAGGUUCUUGUUGGUCUUCUGAAGGUUCAGUUUGGUCCAUCCUGUGGUCCUUGGUGGCCCGGGUCAGUAUAAAACCACGUUUUUGUUGCCCAGACCUGGUUUUUGAAGCUCUAACUGGACUUCAGAAGAUGUUGGUGCUCAGACCGGGUUUGUGAUUGAUGGACUGGUUUUGAUAUGAUAGGGUAACUGGUGGUUCUGAGGUUCUGGACUGAGUUUUUGUAGCUGAUGAUGGAUCAUCUGUUUGGGUUCUGGUGGUUUGGUGGUCCAGACUGGGAUCUUGAUGUGCUAACGUGACCUCUGAGGGUUUAAACUGGUUUCUCUGGUCCCGUUCAGCGGUUCUGUGUUGGUCAUGGUUUGAUCUGGUUCUGAAGGUUUUCCUCUGAAUGUUGAUGGACAAACAUUGAAACCCAGAUCCGGGUUUUUGAUGGCCGGGUUCUUGUUUUCCAUGGCCUUCCUGUGGACCUUAAUCCGAUUACAGAGGCCGUGUUUUGGUGCUGGUUCUGGUCUCCUCUUGGAUGAAGUUCUUGUUUUUCUGGGCCGGUCUUCAGGAAGUUUAAAAGUUGAAAAGAUCGUUUCAGGUUCACAGACGUCACUUUAUGAAUUCUCCAGACUAGAUCCUGUCAAAGCUGAUUUCCUUCAGUUCUGGACCGUCCUGGUCGGGACCGAUCCUGGUACCAGAACCCCGACCUGCAGUUUUCUGUGCUUGUUUGGGUUUUCAUCUCUCUCUCUCUCUCCCUCGUCGCUGAGCUGUCCAAACACAGACGCUGCAGGAGAAACAGAGCAGGCCGCGGCCAGAAAUCAGCUUUUAUGAGUUUGUUGAGACAUCAGUUUGUACAGAUCAGUCCUCUCAGUCCUCUAUAAACGUGGGAGGACGGAGGGAGGGAGGGAGGGAGGGAGGGAGAGGGAGAGAGGAGAGACUCCAACAAAGAGUCCAAACUCCUCUCAGCUGUUCUUCUCUAACCUGUUGUGAUGUUUUUAUAUUUGAACUCAUUUAUAAUAAAGUGGAGCAGACGUCACGUCUUCAUCAUCAGAGUGAAGAUAAACACUCGUCUUCACAGGCAGAGAUUCUUCUCACUGAAGCUGAAGAAACUUCCUCCAAACUUCCUUUAAAUAAAACGUGUCUGAUCGUUUGAGCGCUCGAUGUUUCGUUGAGUUUCCACGAACACGUUUCUCUCCUGCUCUCCAGGUUUCCUUCGAUGAGACGAGCCGUAAACUCGUCUCUUUUCUGUGAGUCAGCAGCUGAAUCUGUUUUCUGAGGUUUGAGCUGCGGUCGUUUCUAAACAGUCGUGACCUCAUGACCUCUGAAUCCUGAAUAAAAUGUUCCCGUUACUUUGUAGGUUUUCUGCGUCAGGCUGCAAACAUGUUUCAUUUCUCAGAGCGACAGAAUAGAGAGAAACACGUUCAUGGAUGUCUCUGUUAUCUCCAGCUCUGACUCUGCACAUUUUUCUGACUGGAACGUGCUCCUGCGGCGGCCGCAGCAGCGGCGGCGUUGCUCCUGUCCUGUCAUUGGUCAGAGUUCCUGCAGACAGAUGUGUGGCACAGAGUUGAGAUCCCACAGACGUAGCAGGCGUCCGUCCACAGCUCGUCUGUCAUUACAGCCAUAAUAAGCAGCUCCGCGUGAACACACGGGGCCGCCUCCUGACUCUGCUCGCCGUUACAGCUGCUGCUCUCACCUGCUAACGUGCUAUUAGCAUUUCCUCUGACCGUGACAGAGAGGAACAUUUAACACUUCGUAUGAGUCCGGUUUACAACACAGAAAGAACCAGAGUGGGUCCUUCUCCUUUAACCCUUUCAUGAACCAGAGGACUAUAAUUCAAACCGGUGUCGUACCUCCUCCAAACCAUAAAACAUUUUUUUAAUCACGUGAAAAUUAAACAACAAACUCCAGAAGACACCAAAGAUGAUUUUUUGUUGGACUUCAUCUUUAAUCUCUAAAGGUGUUGUAGUCAGGAUCUGAUGAAGUUCCAGUUUUUAGGAGAAAUCUCGAACGUAAACUCUACCCCUCCAACCAGUUUUCCCCUCAGCUCCUCCCCUCCCUCUCUUAAGCCCCGCCCACAAACAGACGCUCCUGCUCGCUCGUAUCGUUCCAAUUAAAUUCAGAUAUAAUGCAGAUAAAUCCUUCAGAUCAUUACAAAUGGGGCCCAGUCAAGGUGAAAGUCAAAAGCAUUGGUGCUACUGUAGAUGCCAACAGACUACCAGCAAACACAAUGUUUGCAGGACUUCUACAACUAGGAUAAAGUGACAUAGUCCAGGACCCGAGGGAGGACAGUUUAGCGAUGGCGCUACAACACGCUACAGCAGGUCCGUUUGACAAGAAACACUUCUGUUACAGACACUUGUCUUACUUUGUUAAAGCGGUUUACCUGUCCAGCAGAAAGGUUACAGGGUCACCAAGAUCCCCAAGCGUCCCCCAUCGUUUUUGUUGACCAGGCUUUUUAGCUCUUGUCCGGUCUACCUCCGUUUUAAGCGCCCGUUAUUCCUCCAGAGUCUCCGCUAUUUACUUUGUUUUCUUGCUUGUGUCGGCAGUCGUGGCCAAAGGAGGAUUCAGACAAUUUUCCGAACUUUCUGGUUGGUUUCUACUGUCCGAUAUUGUAGCACGCUAACUUUGUUUGGGCUCCUGAACGACACGGGGGAGCAGCGUCUGCCUCACAACCAAUCAGCACUAAUGCAGCGUUCGAGUAACCUCGGGAAUUUAGACAUCGGAGCUGAAAAUGACGUCACCGCCGAGUUCCCAGCGUUUCAGUUACGAAGUUGGAAAAAAGUCAAAUCGGAGGUGGAAACAAGAUGGCUACAUCUACGAAAGUUAUUUUCGCUCUUGGCUUAUAUUUGGACAAGGCAAGCGCUUGAAUAAGAACAAAGAGAUAUCGUUAAAUUACCAAAUGUCAUGUCAGCUGUUUGCUUUCCCCGCCUCCACCUCAGCUCCAUCUUUCUAUCGAGAUUCUAAUAAGACCAGAGUGAGCGAUCAGAACCGAACCAUGACCCCCAAAUAGAGUUAAUAUAAAAUUAAUGAUGAUUAAUGAAAAUUAAUGAUCCUCUGUGACUAAAGUGGGCGUGGCUGAGUUCAGGACAGGUGAGUCUGACUUCCUGUCUGUGGCUCUCAGCUCAAAGCUCAUUUGACGUAGAUCUUCAGACGUUUGUGGAGUCUCUGCAGCAGGUCAGGGUCUGUGUGUGGCCCAGUUAAGUUGGACUUCAGGGACCGUGUUCUUGGUUCUUGCGCUCUCGGCGUGGACAGGAUGUUUGUUUUUAGAUUUGUUCUCAGACAGGAAGAAAAAUUAGGAACUGGAACAGACUGACGGUGGAUGUCAGCGGCGUUAUUCGCGUCACACCAACAGAUUGGAUGGUCGUCUUUGUCCCAGAAGUUAAAACAAAGAGUUUUAUUCUUCAACAUCACAAACACUAUUCUGAGAAACAAUGAAUGAACCAACGCGGCUUUUCUUUUUUAACCUCACUGAAGUGACGAUGAUGUAAGCGAGAUAAUCGCCUCCGAAUUGUCGGUUAAACAGCGUUAAUGGACUCGCUAAAGUGCUGAACGCCUCCGCACACACACAUGCACACACACACAGACAGGCCGCCCAUUCACACCGUUUAACAGAGCAUCACUGCUGCUGACAUUCAUAAACUCCUAAAUCGUGACUUUGAUUUUCUGUAUGGACGCCCACGAGCGAGAGACGGCCGAGACAGACGGAGAGGAAGAGGAAAAGGUGAUUUAAGGAGGUUAUGUAACCGCGCUGGGAGAUAAUUGGGCCUCUAACCUGCUGAUUAACUCGGGGCCGUCUGGACCCCAGGUUUCUAGGAAGUGUAAAGUACAGGGCUGUGUGUGUGUGUGUGUGUGUGUGUGUGUGCGUGUGUGUGUGAGAGUUUACAUGUCCACAGCUGAUCCCUGCAGAGCCCACCACCUCUGAGCGUCUUUACAAAGUCUGAAAUAAAGAUGAUCUGCUGAAUAAAAGUUGGUUAAAGUAAAAGAAGAUGGAGUAAAACUGAAGAGAGAACUCUGCCUCGACUUCAGCUCGUUUAAUUUCCUACAGAUUUGAACUUUUAUUAAAAUGACUGAAGGAAAAAAAGGAAGUUUAAAAGUUUCACUGACCUUUAAUCUGAAGAGACUUAUAGUCAGGUGCAAAUAUGACUUAACCCCAGAAAAAGUCUAACAAAAAAUAACAAAAAAAUUCCAACAAAAAAAUAACAAAAAAAUUCCAACAAAAAAAUAACAAAAAAAUUCCAACAAAAAAAUAACAAAUUUUUUUUUACAAAAAUAACAAAAAAAAAAUGUGAACAAAAAAUAACAAAAGAAAAAUUCUAGCAAAAAAUAGCAAAAGAAAUUCUAACAAAAAUUCUCUAAAUUCAAAUGUCUCCAUGUGUUUUUUCCAGGUCCUUAAAAUGACCAUUGCUCCUCUGUAUUCAUUCUAGACCAGGAAUCCUGGCGCCUCAAACAUGUUUUGACCUUCUAAUUGGCAUAUUUGUAUGAUAGAUCAGUGACUCAGGAGGGCGCUACAGCGAGCUCACCAGCUGCUGCUGCUUCUUCUUUUUUCACCGUAAACCGGACCUCACCAUAUGACUGCAUGUUCACUAUCAGGAGACGGUUAUCAUUGACACCAGCCUUAGAACGUUUCCUACAAACACACCAAACCUCAUUCAUAAAACUGCUCAUUUUACCUCACUGGACACAGGAGUUGUUGGUCUACCUCUGCCUGGACUGGUCCGUUGUUUCUAGACCAGGUUUUGUCUGAGCUCCUCUCCUGCUGAAACAAGGAUUUACUCUUUCCCAUAAUUCCCUGUGAACGCAGAGGUUUCACUUUUAUCGACCAUUUAUUCAGACGAGCUCCUGGUGGGAAACAUUAGACACCGAAAACCUCCGACCGCCACCGCCAAGUCAGCAGGAAGAGGCCAAUCAGCAGUGCGUGUGUGUGUGUGUGUGUGUGUGUGUGUGAGUGUGUGUGUGUGUGUGUGUGCGUGUGGAUGACUUUAUAGCUCAGAUGUGGUCAUGCUCGUCACGUGUGUGUUUGUGUGUGUGUGUGUCAGUGUAAGUCGUGGUCAGGUUUGUUUCACCACGAGGUUUACUGCUGAUGGCGCCUGGUUCUGUGUUUCCUUGGUUACCUGCAGUUUAUUGUAACAUAAAAUCAGAGUUAGCCAAUCAGAGAGCAGAACAGCUCAGACGUCUGUUCUUCAGUGAGUCUGGUUCUGUUGGAGGUUCUGUUGGAGGUUCUGUUCCGUCUCCACCUGCUCUGAGUGAAAACUGAGUGAAUCCUGAAAAAGUGGCGUUGGUCGUCGUUCUAACCUUCUCUCUUUUUCUCUCUUUGCCUUUCAGGCGAGUCUCAGGGCACGGUGAACUUCGUCCUCUCGAAAGAAGGCGGCGACCUCUCUCUGGUGGAGCAGGCCAACGUCUGGCUCUUCCUCCGUUUGGCGAAGACCAAUCGCAGCCGAGCCAAAGUCACCAUCCGGCUCUUCCAGCAGCGCCACCUCCCCAACGGACGCCCGUCUUUACCGCAGGACGACGUUCUGCUGGCCGAGAAAACCGUGGACACUCGGCGAAGCGGCUGGCACACCUUCCCUGUGUCGGGCGCGGUUCAGGCGCUGUUGGAAAGCUCUGAGAGCACGACGCUGCGCCUCAGGGUGUCCUGCCCACUCUGCGCCGAUGCCGGUGCGACCAUCGUGUUGGUCUCCGGCAGCCCAGAGACGUCGCAGCGGGGGAACCAGCGGGAACAAUCCCACCGGCCCUUCCUCAUGGCUGUGGUUCGACAGGAUGACGGCAGCGACUCCAGGCGGCGCAGGAAGAGAGGACUGGAGUGUGACGGGAAGGUGCGCGUCUGCUGCAAACGCCAGUUCUACGUCAACUUCAAAGACAUCGGCUGGAACGACUGGAUAAUCGCGCCGUCAGGAUACCACGCCAACUACUGCGAAGGGGAGUGCCCCUCCCACGUGGCCAGCAUCACCGGGUCCACGUUGUCCUUCCACUCCACCGUCAUCAGUCACUACCGCAUGAGGGGCUACAGCCCAUUCCAGAACCUGCGGUCCUGCUGCGUCCCGACCCGGCUACGGGCCAUGUCCAUGCUGUACUACAACGAGGAGCAGAAGAUCAUCAAAAAGGACAUCCAGAACAUGAUCGUGGAGGAGUGCGGCUGCUCGUAAACACGCGGGCCGACCCGGAUCGGUCCAAAACGAACUGGACUGGAGGGGACCUGAGAGGAGGAGGGGGACUCCUGAACCCGGAGAGAGAGAGCGACGGAAAGAGGAGAGGAGAAGGAAACGUUGUUUUUUUUUUUUUCUUUUAUCGUCAACGUUUGAUUCGGCGUCUCCCUCCGUCACUCGGGUCGCUCUCUGGGAUAAAAACUGUCUCCGUCCUCGUCCAGCAGAACUCAGAAAGAGUCUCGACGGCACUUUCAAAAAAAAAAGAGAAGAAAAAAAAAGAUAGAAAAAGAAUAUCUAAUAUAUUUUUGUUACAAAAGGAGGAGGGGCGGGGUUUAUUUAUGUGGCUGAGACGUUCAAGCACCGCUCGACCCGUCGGAUCUCGGAGAGACGAGGUGCCUGAAAAAAAAACUACUAACAAAAAAAUCUCAAAACUAUGCAACUUGUUUCACGUAUUACAACCUGAUUAUAUUUUACAGCGUUUUUGUUUCCCAACUGUUUACUUUUCAAAUGUUCGAGGAAGAAAGACGAAGAAGAAGAAGACUUUUAUAUUAUUUUUGGAAGUAUACAUUUGUGAUGUGUGUGUGUGUGUAAGUGUGUGUUUAUGUAAGUGUGUGUGUGUGAUUGUUGAGAGAUACUUGAAUGAAACAAGUUGGCCCCGCUGCUGGAACCAAACACUUCUUUAUGUUACCAUGGUUACCAUGUUGUUGUUGUUGUUGUUGUUGUUAUAAUUAUUAUUGUCAGUAAGUAUAUUAAUAAUAUUAUUGUUAUUGUUGUUAAUAAUAUUUUGUUCGGCUGCAUUCGUGUUGUUUUGUCGGCUUUGUUGAUUUUUUUAAGGAGACGUUUCAAACGUCGUCUAACGUUUUGCACUAAAGCGACACUCGAGCUCAGAUUAGACGGAAAGAGCGGACAGACCGGGACUUCCUGUUCAGGGUCCACUCUGGGUUAUACGUCGAAAAGAUCGCAGGUUUGAUCGCCAUGACGAGUCGAGCUCCGUAGCUUUACAGUCACAGUCUUCUGAAGGAAAUGAUGACUGAGUUUUAAUAAAACUAAAUUAAAUAGUCUUCACCUUGUUUCUGUCGUUUCUCUAAUCUGUUCACUGACAGCGUAAUCUACGUCUUCUUUACAACGCUGAGUCUAAAUUUUGCCUCCAGAUCUUCAGAAACAGCUAAAAAUUUUUAAUCCAGUCAGUUAAAAUAAUGAAUCCAUCUCCAGCUUUGUUCGAUAAUGUCAGAAGUUUGGUCGUAUUUAGUCAAAAAUCGCCAUGUCGGCCCAAAAUGUUCGUAUUUCCAACUGUAAAACUGACGAGAAUCUCGAGUCAAAGUUUCUGAAAUCUUCACCCAAAGAUCUGAAAGUGGAGACAAAAAAAUAGUAAUUUUAAGAUAAAAAUGUUGUUAUUCUCAUCAUCUUAUACAUAGUGAUUACUUAUUUAAACAAGAAAAUUUAGCGUUAAGGUGACCAUCUAAUAGCUAUCAAGUGAGUUUAUGUAGCAGUGUUAGCCUGUAAAUAUAGCAGUGCUAGCUAGUCCGUUAGCACUAAAGGCUAACUUCUAUUUUAACGCCACAUCUUAUCCAACAUGAAUUCAUUCCAGUUUGACUGAGCUGACUCAGACCCAGAGUGCUAGCAGCAGCGGCGUGACGACACUAGCAGGAUCUCCCGUCUGUCCGCUAACCUGAUACAAAAAUCUGUUUUUUUUAAAGUCGAUUAUUAAAAAAAAGCACUUAGUUUAAAAAAUAAAAGAUUUAAGUGGACAUCAGUGGGAUGAACUCAUCAAGCUAAAACACAGAAAAAAACGAUGUUUUGACUCCCAUGAAUGCUUGUUUAGCGUUAGCCGGCAUUUCCAAUAGCUUAACUUUUCUGUAACAGCUAGCGCACUGCUCCUCUCUCUAAUCCCAAAAAAAUAAAAACAGAAAAAAAACAAAGACUAAAAGCACAAGAUUGAUACUGUGAAACACUUGAUUUCUUUGUCUCUGGUGGAUGUUUACAAUGUGCCAACUAGCUAGCUAACCAUGGUUAGCAUUUGCCGACAAUAUUUAAAUGAUAGUUUUUCAUCUUUGAGCACUACGAACAAAAAAACCUGGCUUCAUCUUUCUAAACUUUAGUCCAGACUAGCCUCCUUAAAAUUAAAAAAAAAAAAAAACACAACCAUCUAUUCUGUGUAAGGCCCGACCGAUACAGAUUUUUUUGGGGUUGAUAUCAAUUAUUAGGAGGGGGAAAAGUCCAAUUACCGAUUAAUCGGCCGAUUUUUAAAAUUUUCUAUGUAGUUAUAAAAAAUAUAUAUAUAUACUGUAGGCUACUGAUCUUGAUGCCGCCAGGAAGACCGACUGAUCAAACUUGGACCAGAAAAGCAUUUUCAACUUCGUCUCGAUAACGUCGUAAACUGAUAAGAUGUAUAAAAAUUAACCCCCAAAUAUUAUUGAUCAAGAAAAAAUAUAAACAAUGAGACUAAAUCUGUUUUUGUAUCAGGCUGUAAACGUGUUUAUCUCUGCUGGAAAGUUAGACCUUUUAACAUGGGGUUCUAUGGGGAUUGACUCACUUUUGGAGAUAGCCUCUAGUGGACAGGAGAGGAACUGCGGUUUUAACGUCCGAGUUUGCCACAUGGUCACUAAUUGUAUAAGGUUUUUUUCGAGUCCUUAUUUUAGCAGCCAAAAAAAGAUGUUUGAAUUUAAUUUGCAGAAUCGAUAAAGUAAAAGUUUGUUUUUCAUGUAAACGGAUUUAAAUGAUCAUAAUCAGAAACAAACCCCUUCGAGAUUAAAGCUCCUUUAAUUACUGUUUUACAGGGAUUUAUGGGGCGAUUUCAAAAUAAAAGCCUGAUUCAGCUGUUCUUGUUCGUAGUGCUGACCGGCGGUCAGUUUGGUUUUCACCAGAGACAAAGACGCUCACAGUGGGUUCAUGGAUUUCAAUCAUUAGAGCAUCUCUUUGAGAGGACAAUAGAGGAUCUUUGUGUGUUUGUGUCCAGUUUUAGCUCGCUUUAGGACACCAAAGAGUUGAGUUUGUGCACUUUGUGUGAGUGAGAAAAACUUAAGUUAUGUUCAGUGAUGCUGAUGUGUGUCCAUUUUGUGGGGAAACACAGAAACUUCAGUUCUGGUCCCUCUAAUGUCUGUAAAAAAAAUACAAAAACAAAAAAAAAAUCAUCUUUAAAGUCUGAUUGUUUUCAUCUUUGUGGACGGAUUAUUUAAUUCAUGCUUUCUAGACUUUGUUACAGAUUCAUGUAGCUUCAGUUUAUUUUAGAUUAAAUCUAUGUUUCCAAGUUUUGAUGUUUUUCCAUUUCUGAUGUUGCACAUGAAGAACUCCAUUACCCACAAUGCUUUUCUUUCUGGUAUCUGACAAUCCACAGUCGCCUUGCUCUGUAUUUGGGAGAAAACGAAGGAUCAGAUCAGCGGUCGUGUCUGAGACGUCUGUGUUUUUAUCAGUACUGACUCGCUCACCAAAAGUUUUGGAGUAUUUGUCCCUUUUUUUUGUUGUUGUUGUCGAUGAUGAUGAUGAUGAUGAUGAAGUCCCGUUUGUUGGUGUUUUUAUCUUUUAUUUUUGUCGCUGUUGUCGAAAAGGAGAGUGGACCCUCUUCUUCUGGACUCUUUGGGACAAACUCACAGAGUGUACAUGGACGCAUUCAAAAACUGUCAUGGCGGAAAAAAGCCUCAAAAAGCUGAAAAAAAAAAAGGAGUAAAAAAAGCGACAAAAAAUACUGACACUGAACGAAGUGGACAAAGAAUAAAAAGUCUAUUUUUUAUUCUGUAUAUAUGGAAACAAGAUUCCAGUAUGUUGCAUUGCUUUGUUGUACAAAUCCAAUGUGCUUGUGGCAUUUUUCUAAUCUAAUUUAUUUUACAGUCUUACAGUUUUUGUUUCUG